Condylura cristata (star-nosed mole) is the source of this 1214-nucleotide messenger RNA. RefSeq names its product serine dehydratase-like (gene SDSL). NCBI's taxonomy places the organism in Eukaryota, Metazoa, Chordata, Mammalia, Eulipotyphla, Talpidae. Bases 71 to 1045 code for a protein of 324 amino acids. Gene Ontology annotation, molecular function: L-serine ammonia-lyase activity; threonine deaminase activity. The record is from RefSeq and is a predicted model, not a curated record. The transcript has 8 exons. Gene Ontology annotation, biological process: L-threonine catabolic process; L-serine catabolic process.
GCGGGCGGCAGGGCCAGCUGGUGGGCAGCAGGCUGGCCUGAGAACUGCAAGAAGGUCCUCUGGUGUGGGGAUGGAGGGCUUCAAGAGCGAGCACUUCCAUGUGGUCACUCCGCUGCUGGAGAGCUGGGCGCUGUCCCAGGCGGCAGGCAUGCCUGUCUACCUCAAGUAUGAGAACGUGCAGCCUGCUGGCUCCUUCAAGAUCCGGGGCAUUGGGCAUUUCUGCCAGGAGAUGGCCAGGAAGGGAUGUAAACACCUCGUGUGCUCCUCAGGAGGCAACGCUGGCAUCGCGGCUGCCUACUCUGCCCGGAGACUGGGCAUCCCUGCCACCAUCGUGCUCCCUGAGGGCACCUCCCAGCAGGUGGUGAGGCGGCUGCAGGGGGAGGGAGCUGAGGUUCAGCUGGCUGGAAAGGUCUGGGAUGAGGCCAACCUGAGGGCGCAAGAGCUGGUCGAGAGGGAUGGCUGGGUGAACGUCCCCCCGUUUGACCACCCCCUGAUAUGGGAAGGCCACGCCAGCUUGGUGCAGGAGCUGAAGGAUGAGCUGAGGACUACGCCAGGGGCCCUGGUGCUGGCCGUGGGGGGCGGGGGCCUCCUGGCCGGGGUGGCUGCCGGCCUGGCCAAGGUGGGCUGGCAGCAGGUGCCCAUCGUCGCUAUGGAGACGCGAGGGGCCCACUGUUUCAAUGCGGCCCUUGAGGCGGGCAGGCUGGUCACGCUGCCGGACAUCACCAGUGUCGCCAAGUGCCUGGGUGCCAAGACGGUGGCCGCGGGGGCCCUGGCAUGCGUGCAGGAGUUCAGGAUCUUCUCUGAGGUGGUGGAGGAUGUGGAGGCCGUGAACGCUGUGCAGCAGUUCCUAGAUGAUGAGCGGAUGCUGGUGGAGCCUGCCUGUGGGGCAGCCUUGGCCGCCAUCUACUCAGGCCUCCUGGGGAAGCUCCAGGAUGAGGGUCGCCUGCCCCGGCCCCUGGCCUCUGUCGUGGUCAUCGUGUGUGGUGGCAACGGCAUUAACAGCCGGGAGCUGCAGGCUCUGAAAGCCCAACUUGGGCAGAAGUAAGAGCUCCCGGUUGGGGAGCACUAGCCUCCCACAAACACUCCCACAGGGCUUGUGGGUCCCCUGAAAUGAGGGGGCUCCACGCUGCCCUGUGCUUUUGCGCUGACUGCCUCCUGCAGGCAGCCCCCUGGGCAGGUCCCUUUGGCUCCCCUGGCCAAUAAACCCUUUCUGA